Messenger RNA from Fragaria vesca subsp. vesca, 1395 nucleotides. Its product is annotated as protein SRG1-like. Bases 56 to 1129 code for a protein of 357 amino acids. Lineage: Eukaryota; Viridiplantae; Streptophyta; Magnoliopsida; Rosales; Rosaceae. The record is from RefSeq and is a predicted model, not a curated record. The transcript is spliced from 4 exons.
AUCACUCUUCUUUCUCUUCUAGCUUCUCACAUAUUACGAUCACCACAAUCUGAAGAUGGCUGCAGUAGUUGCUGAUCAAGCCCUGGAUAACUCAAAUGUCUCGAGCAUCAAAUCACUAGCUGACUCACAAGCUCUCAACUCUGUGCCUUCUGCAUAUGCCUUCAACAUCAACCCCAACGAUGAAGCCGAUCCUAAUGACCCUGAGUUUGCUAUUCCCAUUGUCGAUAUGUCUCUUCUCACCUCUGGUUCUCCCGACGAGCGCGCGAAAAUCAUCCGCGAUCUUGUCAAAAUUUGUGAAGAAUGGGGCUUCUUCAUCGCAAUUAACCAUGGAGUACCAGAGAGCUUAAUGAAGGGGAUGAUCGACGCAUGUCAUGGAUUUUUCAGUCUUCCAGACGAGGAGAAGAAGGAAUUCAAAUCAGGAAAUGAUGUGCUUGAGAUGUUCAAGUAUGGAACAAGCUAUAAUCUAGCAUUGGACAAAGUACUUUUAUGGAGGGACUUCUUCAAGGUCCGAACACAUCCCGAGUUCUUCUCCCUCUACAAACCGGCAAGCUUCAGUGAGACAUCGCUGGAGUUUAGCAGAAGAAGUCGAGAAGUAGCCUUGGAAAUAACAAGAGCAAUAUCGGAAAGUUUGGGGUUGGAGCCGGACUACAUAUACAACACAAUGAACAUGGAUCGCGGCCUACAACUGCUAGCGGGGAACUACUACCCUCCUUGUCCUCAGCCUGAACAUGCCAUUGGUAUACCCCAUCAUACCGAUCAUGGUUUAGUCACACUCCUCAUCCAGAAUGAGAUGAAUGGUCUCCAAGUUGAGCACAAUGGAAAAUGGCUCACUGUCAAUGGCCCUAAGAAUGGCUUCUUUGUUAACCUUGCAGACCAAAUGCAGAUUCUUACAAACGGUAAGUACAAGAGUGUGAUGCAUCGCGCCACCGUGAACAACAAAGCUACGAGGAUAUCAAUAGCCAUACCACAUGGACCAUCCGUAGACACGAUCAUAGCACCAGCGCCAGAGUUGUGUGAAAGAGAAGGCCAAGCACCAAAGUACCUUGCAAUGAACUACAAGGAAUACAUCCAACUUCAGCAAAGUGGCAAGAACUACAUGAAGUCCACAUUUGAUCACAUCCGGGCCUAGCCUAGCUAUCUAGCUCGUUAUGUAUUGUAUUUUUUUGUUUUUUGUUUUUGAUGGACUCGUUAUGUAUUGUAUUGAAACUAUUCCGCUUCAUUAUUAUUGUUCUUGUUUCAAUAAUCAGUCCAUGCCAUCUUGAGUCUCCGGCCGAUGUUGGUGUUACUGGCUUCAAAGAGCUUUAGUAACUCACAAUUAUAUAAUGGAUGAGCAUGGAUAGCAAUGCUAAACUUGUGACGACAUUUUAAAUUUUGAAUUUAAUCCAUGAUUGAUAU